AUGGCCUCCAACAAUGUUCAACUUCAGUCGUCGGUUCUUUUUAAAAAUCAAAGCUUUCGGAACGCUGCUACCUAUUCUAGGUAUCUUAGGCGCUUCCAAGAUCGUCCCCUUUAUCCAUCCUUUUCCAUUCAGCCCACUGCCUUCUCCAAAUACGACAUGAACAUUUCUGCCUAUCUUGACAAGCUAGGGUGGGUAUCCUUGGUGUCCAAUAUGCGCUUCAGCCAAUGUCCGGAAGCUGUGCGUCUCUUCUAUGUCAACCUCCGACGUGGUCCUGGGAGUGAUCCCUCUUUUUUCACUACUCUUGUCUAUGACUAUGAAAUCAAAGUGACGCCUGAUCUGCUGGCGUCCGUUCUGGACAUUCCUCAUGCUGGCAUUCGGGCUGGAACAGACAGUGAGUUCCACCAUUUUGGAUUCAGGUUCGAUCAAGAACUUGUCUCUCUUGUGCAUGAUAUCGGACGCUGGUUCCCGUCCCAGCUUGCUGCGAGACGUCUGCCAGACGAUCUCAAGGUUCUGUUUUUCUUUCUCACUCGGUGGUUCUUGCCCCGUGACCUUGCUGGUGCCGAUAUCAUCCACUCUCCUGAUCUUUGGGUUCUCUUUAACGCGCGGGCUGGUCGUCGUAUCAGCUAUGCGUCGCUCAUGUUCCAACACAUGAUCAAAUUUGGGACUGAAUAUUAUGGUGGUCCACUGCCAUUCGGUCCUCAAAUCCCUCGUUUUCUGUAUCAUCUCGGCAUUGAUUUGCGUGACAAGGUCAUUGUUUGUGACGUCCCCAGCAUGUUCUGGAACGUGUUGAUGCUUUGGUUGGCCCCCGCAAGCCUGUCACUGGCUCAGGGGGAGUGCAGAGUCAGCAACAGCUGGCUGCAUCAGCUCUGGUUAAUGCAGCAGCUGCAUCAUACAAGCAAAAGGCUGGUGCUCAGAGUGCCCUAA
Linum trigynum is the source of this 924-nucleotide messenger RNA. The record is from the annotation of a GenBank genome assembly. Lineage: Eukaryota; Viridiplantae; Streptophyta; Magnoliopsida; Malpighiales; Linaceae.